AUGCUAUCUCUCGGCUCCGAUUACGGCCGAAUGAGACUCCGAGACUAUUACUUAUCGGGUCGGGCGAUUCCAUUAUGGCCCCGGCCCUCGUGCGACCGCGCUGUCCGUUCGAGUCGAGACUCGAACGAAGAUCAGAACGGUGGUAAUGUAUGCAAAUGUAUGCAACGAGAAAGGCGGCGAGAACAUUCUCUCGAAGAAAUCUGCAGCGCGGCGGACGGAUUAGCAGAAGCGUUGUCGACAAGCCGCGUUCGCGUCGACGAAUCGCCCACGCGUCGCAACAAGUUGGAGGCCGGUCGAGCCCUGCGCGUCGCGAGGACCGAGAGAAGUCGCGAGGAUCCGACGAGCAGUAAACGGAGGUCUCGAGACACGGAGGGUGAUUGA
Messenger RNA from Leptosia nina, 381 nucleotides. Lineage: Eukaryota; Metazoa; Arthropoda; Insecta; Lepidoptera; Pieridae. The record is from the annotation of a GenBank genome assembly.